Molecule: messenger RNA, 6186 nt
Organism: Chinchilla lanigera (long-tailed chinchilla)
Lineage: Eukaryota; Metazoa; Chordata; Mammalia; Rodentia; Chinchillidae
Gene: Eml5
Product: echinoderm microtubule associated protein like 5
Molecular function (GO): microtubule binding
Source: RefSeq, a predicted model, not a curated record
UCCAUCAGGACCUGGGCUUUUCUUUGUUGUCUUGCAUUGCAUCCUGAACGAGUAUUGGUAGCAACAGGACAAGUUGGGAAAGAACCUUUUAUCUGUGUCUGGGAUUCAUACACUGUGCAGACUAUAUCAGUUCUAAAGGAUGUUCAUACACAUGGUAUAGCUUGCUUAGCAUUCGACUUAGAUGGACAGCGCUUGGUUUCUGUUGGACUGGAUUCAAAGAAUGCAGUUUGUGUUUGGGACUGGAAAAGGGGGAAAGUGUUGUCUAUGGCUCCUGGUCACACAGAUCGAAUAUUUGAUAUUUCUUGGGAUUUGUACCAGCCAAAUAAACUUGUCAGCUGUGGUGUAAAACAUAUCAAGUUUUGGAGUUUAUGUGGAAAUGCUCUGACCCCAAAACGAGGGGUUUUUGGUAAAACAGGUGACCUUCAGACAAUAUUGUGCUUAGCCUGCGCUCGAGAUGAGUUAACAUAUUCUGGUGCACUCAAUGGAGAUAUAUAUGUCUGGAAGGGGGUCAAUCUUGUACGAACAAUUCAAGGAGCCCAUACUGCAGGAAUUUUUAGCAUGAAUGCUUGUGAAGAAGGCUUUGCUACUGGUGGCAGAGAUGGCUGUAUUCGUCUUUGGGAUUUAACUUUUAAACCAAUUACUGUGAUUGAUCUCAGGGAAACAGAUCAGGGAUACAAAGGUUUGUCUGUGAGGAGUGUUUGUUGGCGAGGUGACCACAUUUUAGUUGGAACGCAGGAUAGUGAAAUUUUUGAAAUUGUGGUACAUGAAAGAAAUAAACCUUUCCUAAUUAUGCAAGGACACUGUGAAGGUGAACUUUGGGCACUUGCUGUCCAUCCCAAUAAACCUUUGGCUGUGACAGGAAGUGAUGAUCGUUCAGUCAGGAUUUGGAGCUUAGUAGAUCAUGCACUAAUCGCAAGAUGUAAUAUGGAAGAACCAAUUCGUUGUGCAGCUGUAAAUGUAGAUGGGAUCCAUCUUGCGCUGGGAAUGAAGGACGGUUCAUUCACUGUACUUAGAGUAAGAGAUAUGACAGAAGUUGUACAUAUUAAAGAUAGGAAAGAAGCAAUUCACGAGUUAAAAUAUUCCCCAGAUGGAACUUACCUGGCUGUUGGCUGCAAUGACAGCUCGGUUGAUAUUUAUGGAGUUGCUCAGCGUUACAAAAAAGUUGGCGAGUGUGUUGGGUCACUUAGUUUCAUCACUCACCUGGACUGGUCCUCAGACAGUAGAUAUUUACAGACAAAUGAUGGAAAUGGGAAAAGGCUUUUUUAUAGGAUGCCAGGAGGAAAAGAAGUGACAAAUAAAGAAGAAAUAAAAAGUGUUCAUUGGGCUUCAUGGACAUGUGUUUCAGGCCUUGAAGUAAAUGGAAUUUGGCCCAAGUACUCAGAUAUCAACGAUAUAAAUUCAGUAGAUGGGAAUUCUGUUGGCCAAGUUUUAGUUACAGCUGAUGACUAUGGAAUUAUAAAAUUAUUCCGAUAUCCAUGUUUAAGAAAAGGGGCCAAGUUCAAAAAAUAUUUUGGCCACUCAGCUCAUGUAACUAAUGUCAGAUGGUCACAUGAUUAUCAGUGGGUCAUUUCUAUUGGUGGAGCAGAUCACUCUGUCUUUCAGUGGAAAUUUAUUCCUGAAAGAAAACUAAAAGAUGCGCUUCACAUAGCACCCCAAGAAAGUCUGGCUGACUCCAACAGUGAUGAAUCAGAUUCAGAUAUGUCUGAUGUUCCAGAACUGGAUUCUGAAAUUGAACAAGAGACACAGCUCACCUACCAUCGGCAGGUUUACAAAGAAGAUCUACCUCAGCUUAAAGAACAAUGCAAAGAGAAACAAAAAAGUGCUACUUCUAAAAGAAGAGAACGGGCUCCAGGAAAUAGUAUUCGAUUACACUUUGUUCACGGUUACAGAGGUUAUGACUGUCGAAGUAAUCUGUUCUAUACUCAAAUUGGUGAAAUUGUGUACCACGUGGCAGCAGUCGGUGUCAUUUAUAAUCGGCAACAGAACACACAGCGUUUUUACUUGGGUCACGAUGACGAUAUUCUCUGUCUGGCUAUUCAUCCUUUGAAAGACUAUGUGGCAACAGGCCAGGUAGGGAGGGAUCCCUCAAUUCACAUAUGGGAUACAGAGACCAUUAAACCUUUGUCAAUAUUAAAGGGCUACCACCAAUAUGGUGUCUGUGCUGUUGAUUUCUCAGCUGAUGGGAAACGUUUGGCUUCCGCUGGAAUAGAUGAUAGCCACACUAUCGUGCUUUGGGACUGGAGGAAAGGAGAGAAACUUUCAAUGGCAAGAGGAAGUAAAGAUAAGAUUUUUGUUGUAAAGAUGAACCCCUAUGUGCCUGAUAAACUAAUUACAGCUGGAAUUAAACACAUGAAAUUCUGGCGUAGAGCAGGGGGAGGAUUAAUUGGAAGAAAAGGCUACAUAGGCACACUGGGGAAAAAUGACACAAUGAUGUGUGCAGUGUAUGGAUGGACUGAAGAGAUGACUUUUUCUGGAACAUCCACAGGAGAUGUGUGUAUCUGGAGAGAUGUCUUUCUUGUAAAAACAGUUAAAGCACAUGAUGGGCCAGUGUUCAGUAUGCACGCACUGGAAAAAGGAUUUGUAACUGGAGGAAAAGAUGGCAUAGUAGCUCUUUGGGAUGACUCCUUUGAAAGAUGUCUCAAGACCUAUGCUAUAAAAAGAGCUGCUUUGGCCCCAGGAUCUAAAGGGACAUAUGGAAGGAGAGGUGUGGGGUUUGGCUACACAUCCUUAUCUACCCAUUUGUGCUACUGUAAGUGAUGAUAAAACCUUACGGAUAUGGGAUCUCUCACCUAGUCAUUGUAUGUUGGCUGUCCGGAAACUAAAAAAGGGUGGGAGGUGUUGCUGUUUUUCUCCUGAUGGAAAAGCUUUAGCUGUAGGUCUCAAUGAUGGAAGUUUCUUAAUGGCAAAUGCAGAUACUCUAGAGGACCUUGUAUCUUUUCAUCACAGAAAGGAUAUUAUUUCUGAUAUUCAAUUUUCACCUGGUUCUGGGAAAUAUCUGGCUGUGGCCUCCCAUGACAGCUUUAUAGAUAUAUACAACGUAAUGAAUAGUAAGCGGGUAGGAAUAUGUAAAGGCGCGACCAGUUACAUAACGCAUAUUGAUUGGGAUAUUAGAGGAAAGCUUUUACAGGUCAACACUGGUGCUAAAGAACAGUUAUUCUUUGAAGCUCCUAGAGGGAGAAGACAAACCAUCCCCAGUGUGGAGGUGGAAAAAAUUAGUUGGGCAUCAUGGACCAGUGUGCUUGGUGUAUGCUGUGAGGGAAUUUGGCCAGUCACUGGAGAAGUCACAGAUGUAACUGCCUCUUGCCUCACCAGUGACAAAAUGGUCCUAGCUACAGGAGAUGAUUUGGGAUUUGUGAAGUUAUUUAGAUACCCUGCUAAAGGAAAAUUUGGAAAAUUUAAGAGGUAUGUGGCCCAUAGUACACAUGUCACCAAUGUUCGCUGGACUUAUGACGACAGCAUGUUGGUUACCCUGGGAGGUGCAGAUAUGUCUUUAAUGGUAUGGACGAAUGAAAUAGAGAGCUAUCGAGAGAAAAGGACUUGUGAAAGCGAAGAAUCUGAUACAGAUUCUGAAGAAGAUGGAGGGUAUGACAGUGAUGUUACCAGGGAGAAUGAAAUCAGCUACACCAUCAGAGCCUUAUCAACAAAUAUUCGCCCGAUGUUUGGAAUCAAGCCUCAUUUGCAACAGAAAGAACCCUCAGUUGAUGAGAGGCAAGGAGUAGUAAGAGGUUCCAGGCCGCCAGUGAGCAGAGCCCCACCACAGCCCGAGAAACUUCAAACAAACAAUGUUGGCAAGAAGAAGAGACCCAUAGAGGACCUUGUGUUGGAACUUGUUUUUGGUUAUCGAGGCAGAGACUGCAGGAAUAAUGUACACUAUUUAAAUGAUGGUGAUGAUAUAAUUUAUCACACUGCAUCCGUUGGAAUUCUUCACAAUGUUGCUACAGGGACUCAGAGCUUUUAUCAGGAACACAAUGAUGAUAUUCUGUGCCUCACUGUAAAUCAGCACCCCAAAUUUAUCAACAUAGUGGCAACUGGCCAAGUAGGUGAUUCAGCAGACAUGUCAGCCACAGCCCCUUCUAUCCACAUCUGGGAUGCAGUGAACAAGCAGACUUUAUCCAUCCUAAGAUGCUACCAUUCCAAGGGGGUGUGCUCCGUGAGCUUCAGUGCCACGGGCAAACUGCUGCUGUCUGUGGGACUUGACCCAGAGCACACUGUUACCAUCUGGAGAUGGCAGGAAGGUGCCAAAAUUGCCAGCAGAGCCGGACACAACCAGCGUAUUUUUGUAGCGGAAUUCCGACCAGAUUCAGACACCCAGUUUGUCUCUGUGGGAGUGAAACAUGUAAAGUUCUGGACGCUGGCAGGAAGGGCUCUUCUUAGCAGAAAAGGGCUACUGAGCACACUGGAAGAUGCCCGGAUGCAGACCAUGCUCGCCGUCGCUUUUGGUGCAAAUAACUUGACGUUUACAGGUACCAUCAGUGGUGACAUCUGUGUGUGGAAAGAGCACGUACUGUGUAGAGUUGUGGCCAGGGCUCACAACGGGCCGGUGUUUGCCAUGUACACCACGCUGCGAGAUGGCCUCAUUGUGACUGGCGGCAAGGAAAGGCCGUCAAAGGAAGGAGGAGCAGUUAAACUGUGGGAUCAGGAGCUGAGGCGAUGCCGGGCCUUCAGGCUCGAGACAGGCCAAGUCACAGAUUGUGUCCGUUCUGUGUGCAGAGGCAAAGGCAAGAUUCUAGUUGGGACAAGGAAUGCUGAAAUAAUUGAAGUUGGAGAGAAAAAUGCAGUGUGUAAUAUUCUGGUUAGUGGUCACGUGGACGGCCCAAUCUGGGGGCUAGCAACACACCCUUCCAGGGAUUUUUUCCUUUCUGCUGCAGAAGAUGGGACAGUGAGACUGUGGGAUGUCGCUGAUAAAAAGAUGUUAAACAAAGUGAAUUUGGGACAUGCUGCUCGUACCGUGUGCUAUAGCCCUGAAGGGGACAUGGUGGCUAUUGGAAUGAAAAAUGGAGAAUUUAUUAUUUUACUGGUGAGCUCUCUAAAAAUAUGGGGAAAGAAGAGAGAUAGACGAUGUGCAAUCCAUGACAUCAGAUUUAGUCCAGACUCCCGGUACCUGGCAGUGGGUUCUAGUGAGAACUCAGUCGACUUUUAUGACCUGAUGCUGGGCCCCACCCUUAACAGAAUCAGCUACUGCAAAGACAUCCCAAGCUUCGUCGUUCAGAUGGACUUCUCCGCAGAUAGCAGGUACCUCCAGGUCUCCAGUGGCUGCUAUAAACGGCAUGUUUAUGAAGUGCCUUCUGGAAAACAUCUUCUGGAUCAUGCUGCCAUUGACAGGAUUACUUGGGCUUCAUGGACUAGUAUUUUAGGGGACGAAGUUGUGGGAAUCUGGUCCAGACACGCUGAGAAAGCCGAUGUCAACUGUGCCUGUGUAUCCCAUUCAGGAAUCAGCCUUGUAACAGGAGAUGACUUCGGCAUGGUUAAAUUAUUUGACUUUCCAUGUCCAGAAAAAUUUGCAAAGCAUAAGCGGUUCUUUGGUCACUCACCCCACGUGACAAACGUCCGAUUUACCAGUGGUGAUCGACAUGUUGUUAGUGCUGGAGGUGAUGACUGCAGUUUAUUUGUCUGGAAAUGUGUACAUAUGCCUCACUAAAAGAUAUGAAUGCUCAGAAGGCCACAUAAUUAAGAGCAUUGAGAGACCAGAGUAACAGAGGAGGAAAAAAAACCAAAACCAAACUCUGCAUGGACAAGUGGUGCUAACUGAAGACUGUAACAGGGAGAAAUGCCCAGGACGAUCAGAACAGACUUAUCAGUUCAAACUGUCUGCUGUAUGCAUUACCUACCCAUAACCCACACACUGCCAGCUAAUCACAUUGCAAGGAAGGACUGAGUGCGUAACAGUAAAGCCCCUUUACUGAGUACGUGAGACUUCGGCAGAUCUGGGGAGAAUGAAGGUUUGGCACUGCUCCAAAAGCCUCCCAAAAAAAACUCCAAUUGGAGGGCUAGGGAUGGAACUCGGUGGUAGAGUGCUUGCCUAACAUUUGAAGCCCUGAGAUCCAACCUAGCACUACCAAAAACAAAUGUUUUUUAAAAGCGCCAACUUGGAAAAUUUAGCAAAACUAUUUCUUCUUAGCAGUUUUAUUUUUAAAGUUCACCAUCCAAUGAAAUACUUUAUCCUUGCAUUUCUAUUAGGAAAGGAAA